CUUGAAACAUGUUCUCUCUCCUACAGACACCAAACUUCACCGGGCUGACAUCGCGAGCGAGCUACGAUGCAGCGGCGACGGACCAUGCCUCGCCCUGCCGCAGCCCUGGUAACGUCAACAUGUCCCCGCGCAUCGUGGACGACUUAAUUCCCGUCAUCCUCGAGAGCGACGACCAUUGGUGGCCAAGGGAUCUUUCUCGCCUUGCUCUCGUUUCGCCAGCUUGGGUUGGGCCUAUUAGGCGACGCCUGUACGCGUGUCCUAAGCUGGACUCGUUCCACGCCUGCACGCUGUUCGCCAGGACAGUAUCCGCAAAUCUUCACUUGCUGCCCCUCAUACACGGCAUAGACCUCCGCCCAACCCUCACACGGAGCGUAGUACUGACCGAGACGGACAUGACGAGCGUGAGGUUCGUCCUGAAUCUCAAAGGUUUGCAGACUGUGACGUUGGGUGGAGAGCUCGCGGUCCGUGCAGAGAGGUUCAUCCAGAUGAUCGGUCACACUCAUUCAAUAACCUCCCUCCACAUCGAUGGUAGCUACAUGUCUCAAGACAAUGGAGACAUGGCUUGCCGAUGUGCUGCCUCUCUCGACUGGGACGACUCCAUCGCUUUCCGCUUCACACGGUCGUUAAGGACACUGCGCCUCACACAUCUCCAUCUUGACAUCACCCCUUCCGACAUGCCUUCACCUCUACGCGUACGGAAGCUCGUCUUGGAAGACGUAUCCAUGGAGUCCGGGUCAAUUGAGGAUUUGUUCUUCGGCUCGUGGGCAUCCCUGCGACAUCUUAGCAUCUCAUCAUCGAGUCCGCAAAGCGUACAGGACCUGGCGCUCCCACUGCUGGAAUGCUGCGAGCAAUUGGAGUCGUUGAACUACGAAGCUUGCGGGGCCGCCGCGAACGGCGGGCUGUUCGAGCGCGACCUACCCGCUUUAUCCACCAUUCGCGAUCUGCGUCUCUUUGACGUUGACCUUAACCUUCAGACUCUGUCCUUCAUUGCCGGGGCGUGUCGCGCCCUGAUACAACUCUCGGUGCUUGGUCGGGCACCGCAGCUCCACGGGCAGGACUGGAUAGAGCUCCUCCAUUCGGGAGUUUUACCAUCUUUGCGUGUCCUCCAGACUUCUUCAGGCCACAACCAACCUCCUUCGGGAUUCCGCAAGUGGUCAGAAGAAACGUGUUGCCAGCUGAAGUCUGCUUGUGCUGCACGGAACAUCAGUCUCUUAUACCUGUAAUGCUAAGAUGCAUAUCAUUCGUUUUUUCAUCCCAUCCUUGGUCUUGUGCACAUUGAUACCUUCCGCACUCAAAUGAUAUCCUUAUACUACACAUCAUCUCUCUUCGCCUUAUAAUAUGUCUAUGCGUCUCACGAUUUUGUUUCUCAAGCUCUGUUUUCGCCAUGCAUCACAUAUAGCUCAAAGUCUCCUGUCU
Phanerochaete carnosa HHB-10118-sp is the source of this 1416-nucleotide messenger RNA. RefSeq lists its product as uncharacterized. Lineage: Eukaryota; Fungi; Basidiomycota; Agaricomycetes; Polyporales; Phanerochaetaceae. The record is from RefSeq and is a predicted model, not a curated record. The transcript has 2 exons. Bases 9 to 1223 code for a protein of 404 amino acids.